UCGAACACCUGACGCACUGCAUACUUGACGCACAGUCUGUCUACCUCCCUCCGCCAUAAACAGCACUAGGAGCUGAAUCUUUUUGCUUCAAUACACUUCAAUUUCACUUUUAAGUGGCACCAGUUUACUCUCAUAUUUCUAAUAGGAUUACGAAAAGGAAUUAUUUCAUAACAUUUUGAAGCUUGUAGUUCAACGUUGAUAUUGUGAGGACUGGUGAAUCGAGGGAUGAAGUUACCUGUCUGGGACCAGAGCCAGUGGGAGGCAUCCUGGUUGGUGUUAUGGGGAUUUGCAGUGUUUGUGAGGGGUGGGUUUGUGGAGCCUCCUCCAUCCUUUGCCCUGAGGUCCUUGACGGAGGAUGAGACGCGGCUGCCCUGUCAGUUCCAGAUUCAGGAGGACGAGCAGGUAGUGCAGGUCAGCUGGAUCAAGGAGCUACCUGAUGGCACCAAGGAGAAUAUCAUCACCGCCCACCGCACAGAGGGACACACAGAGUUUGGGCGGUACUCUGGGAGAGUGAGGUUUGAGAGCAGUCGCUCCAUGGUGAACUCUGCUCUGCUCAUCCUGACCACGGAGGAGUCUGAUGAGGGGAAAUACAUCUGUCACAUCAGCACAUUCCCCUAUGGGAACUUUGAAAGGAAGCUGUCACUCACUGUGUGGACCUUCCCCAUCUCCUCUCUGGACCCGGUGGUUCUGGAGGAGGGCCAGUCCUUCCACGUGGUUGCCACCUGCCGCUCCGUGGCCCGCCCUCCACCCCGCCUGACCUGGGACACGGACCUUCCUGGCCAGGCCCAGAACCGCAGCUCCGAGGGCGGGGCCGUGUCCACCCACUUCUCCCUGCACCCCCUGAGGAGCAUGAAUGGCAUGACGUUGGACUGCCUGGUCUGGCACCCUGCUCUGGAACAACCCCGCAGGAUCAGCAACCGCCUGGUGGUGCAAUUUCCCCCAGAUGCAUCUGUCACCGGCUUUGAUGGCAACUGGUACAUGGGACUGAAGGGAGCUGAACUCCGUUGUGAGUCUGGAGGAAACCCCAAACCAAACAACUUCACCUGGACCAGGGAUGGUAAGGCUCUGCCAGAUGGCCUGACUGUGGAUGGAGCAAGGCUUCUGUUUGGCCGAGCCCUGAGACAGAAUGACACUGGAGUUUAUGAAUGUGUGGUGAACAACGGCGUUGGGACAAGGAAAGUAGAAUGUAACAUCACAGUUACAGAGACAUCUCGGCGUGUGCAGGAAGUGAUCUUUGACACUCUAGUGAUGAUCAUUAUAGGUGUGGCUGCUGGGGUGUUGGUCAUCGUCAUGAUCAUCGUCAUCAUUUUAGUCAACCGAUACCACAGAAGCAAAAACAGCAAAUUAGAGAUGGAGCUUAGCAAAAGCAUGUUAGAAAUCAACACUCUCUCCAGACAGGCCUCCUCCAGGAGACUCAACUCUGUCAGCACAGACCCCAGAGGACAGAACGAAGACUGUAUACUACUCAGACUAGACAGUAGAAUGAAAAAAAGCCUAAUGUCCCUUGAGAACCAUCCCAUCUACAAAGGCAGUCAAUCAACCCUCGGUGGGAGGUGGGGGACGGUUCGAGAGGAUGAUUUGGACUACCUAGGCCGCCCCGUCCUGUACCAAUCUAGCUGGCGCGAGUGCAGAGAGAGUAUGAGGGGGGCUGAGAUGGAGGGAGAAAGGGAAGAGCGCAGACGAAGGGUGGAGUCGUACCUAAAGAGCAGCAAUAUGUCCCUGGCCUAUCUGUUUCUCUCAAUGCCACACAAUAUGUGGCUCUCUAUUUCUCAGGACUCUGGCCUUCAUUCCUCCCUUGUCCCCAUGAAGCCCCAGGAUCAGGAUGGCAAUGUGGGGCCCACAGACAUCCCCCCAAUGCUCAGCGACCUGGGUGGCCAGAGGGAAGGCAUGACUGAAGGGGAAGACUGGAGCGACAGACAGGACGUGCUGGAGGUUGACGAGGCUGACUGUGACACCAGUUCAUACCAGAUCACAGAGGCACUCUCCAACCACUUCCACUACAGCAACGGGUUCCUGCGGCCCAAACCACACUCCAACGCCAUCCUCCUACACCCCAGAGGACAGAACAUCUAGACAGGGGUGAAAGGAGUUGGUUGAAAAGGGAACUGCCCUCUACUCAACCCUAACCCAAUGGUCAUGGAGGCCUGUUAUAUUGCAGCAUCACUUUGUCAACUGUAAACCUAGUCUUGUCUAAGCACUUAUCAGUUGUGCUUGUGCUGUCAUUUUAGCUAACCUUAUAGUUCUGAUAUACUAAAUAUACCCUACCCUUGUGCGUUAAUGUUAUUUUCAUGUUUCUUUCUAUUUUAAAAAAUCUAAAUGGCUCAAAGUUUGAGAGAAUUCUCAUGUUUAUUCAUAAAAAUGUUUGCACUGGUAAAAGCAUGUCCACUGUCGUUUUUCUCUCCAGAUGUGUUAGUCUCCGGCAUAGUUUUAAAAAUACGAUGGAGAUCCGGCUCUUGAUAACAUUGUUCUUUUUAAAAGGUUACAAGCAGGAGGCUGUGAUCCCUCCCUACAGUAUGUUAGCACCACUAGUGGUAGGUUUUAACCUUGUGGUAGGUUUUCACUGCUCUCACUUUACAAAAUAGAAAGACAAAAGUAACAUUCUGCUGCUUUCUGCAAGUGUCUUCACUGUCUUCUCAUAAACUCUGUUCUCAGUCAUUAGAAAAUGUUGGUCAAUAGCUAGGUUUCCAUCCAAUUGGCGACAGAUUUUCAUGUGAAUAUUCUAGAAUCCGUGUAAAAUAUUUGUAUUUCAAACCAGUGUUUACACCAAACUGACUUGUUUUCAUGUACCGAAUAAAAAUCUAAAGUUCAA
Molecule: messenger RNA, 2809 nt
Organism: Salmo salar (Atlantic salmon)
Lineage: Eukaryota; Metazoa; Chordata; Actinopteri; Salmoniformes; Salmonidae
Product: nectin-4
Biological process (GO): heterophilic cell-cell adhesion; homophilic cell-cell adhesion
Cellular component (GO): adherens junction
Source: RefSeq, a predicted model, not a curated record